Ooceraea biroi (clonal raider ant) is the source of this 2301-nucleotide messenger RNA. Its product is annotated as DNA mismatch repair protein Mlh3. Lineage: Eukaryota; Metazoa; Arthropoda; Insecta; Hymenoptera; Formicidae. Gene Ontology annotation, cellular component: mismatch repair complex. Gene Ontology annotation, molecular function: ATP hydrolysis activity; ATP binding; mismatched DNA binding. The record is from RefSeq and is a predicted model, not a curated record. Gene Ontology annotation, biological process: mismatch repair.
AUGCGAAACAAGGCGGAAUUAAAUAUAGAUACUUUAAUAGGCUCAAGUGUCCUAUCUUUCGUACAAUGUAUCCUAGAACUGGUAGGAAAUUCUUUGAACGCACACGCUGCAGCGAUUGCAAUAAGAAUUCAUAUCGAGAAACGUGAAAUUCACGUUAUUGACAAUGGUAUUGGAAUACCGAAAGAUAAACUAGAGCACAUUACAGACUCGAAAACUGAAACUAUGGGCAGUCAAUAUCAGAUGUGCGAAUUAAAUAAAUUGAGUAAUACACUAACAAAUAUUCGUCAGUUGUCUGACACUCUUACAAUUGCUUCGAGAUAUCAAGAUUCAACGGAAACAUUUAUGAAGGUGUUCAAAAUGAGUUACGCAUCUAAUUUAACACAAAUAGAACAAAGGCCUUCACGCGGUACAACAAUAUCUGUUUACGGCUUCCAUGAAACACCAGUAGACAAGAAAUGGAACAUAUCCACUAUCUGCUUUCUCAUUGCGACCAUCGCUGUUAAACAAUUAGAAGUAUCGUUCUCAAUUAGAGACGAAGAACGCAAGAAAGUUGUGUUGAGAAUAGCUAGAUCCCAUAGUCCAGUCGAAGUCUUAAGAACAUUAUUCGGAAAAAAUCUGCCGUUGAAUCACAUAUGGCUGAUACGAUGCAACGCGGAAUAUAACAUGAGUUAUCACGGUUAUAUAGGAUUAUCUGACGAAAAUACGGCACAGUGGAUAUUUUUAAAUCACAAGCUGAUUUAUUGCCCCCUUAUCCUGAAAUUGAUUGAAGCUAGUUUCAAAAGAAAGCUACGCUUAUCUAUCAACCAAGAGACCAAUCGGCAAGAUUUACGCAACAAAAAUAUAUUUAUAUUAAUUUUUCUCACAUUUUCGCCUAAAACAUUUACUUUCGUUACUGAAAAUGAAAAGAGAUACGUUAUGUUUUACGAUAUGCAAAAGAUAUUAAACAAUAUAAAAAACAGUGUCUUCAAAUGUCUCACAGAACAAAUUAAAGAUCGUACUGCUCCUUAUUCGUGUGAAACGCAACUAGUAAAACAAAUAUAUCUAAAGUCGGAAAGGCCUAUUUUGCACAAUGAUAUCAAUGCACGUAACAAAAGUCUUACAUCUUUGAUGAAAGAAAGAAAGAUAAAAGAAAGAGAGAAAGUUGUCACGAUUGCUAUCAAAAGAAAGAAAAUAACGUCAGCGUCAAUUGUCAAUAAUUAUUUCGACAAACAAUAUAAUAAAAAUUGUAAUAUCGAAGCUAUUAGUUGUUGUGCAGAAAAAGGAAAAAAUAUGUCAAAUAGCAUUCAACAUCAAACAAGAAGUAUGUCAGCAGAACGCACAGAAUUGUAUGAAAAAGAAGUUACGGAUAAUGCGUAUAAUAAUGUUGAUAAAAUGCAAACAAAUUUUACUAAUUCUGUGACAAACGAUUCCAUUGGAUUUCAUAAGAGUUACGAUUAUAACAACGACAAUAAUAACGAUUUUGUAAAGUCUUCUCCUCUUUCUGUGUGGUCUAACUGGACGUAUUAUACGAAUAAAGGGGAACGCAAUUCCUCGGGAAACGUAAACGCGUUUUCCAAAAAAAAUAACGUGCAAAAGCAAAAGCUUUUCGAAUGCACUAAACAAUUUGAUUUCCUACCUCGCAAAUUAUACAAUCUCCUACAUCUACGACAUCGUGCGAAACUAACAAACGUGCAACGCUUGAACAGUCCUACUAGCGCGAUCUUAUUAUUACAUACGUAUCUCGUAGUUAAAGAAAAUUGGCAACACAAGCAAAUACCGGUGCAUUCCUGUAAUUUGAAGCAGAAAUUAUGCGAGUUUAGAUUAUCGCGUACGUCAUUAAAGUACAUAAAGAUUAUUAAUCAAGUUAACAACGAAUUUAUCGCCGCAUGGGUGAUGUUUAACAAAAUGAAAAUCCUAUUAAUGAUGGAUCAACAUGCAGUCCAUGAAAGAAUACGUUACGAAAACUUACUCCUUAGAUAUAAGGCACAGAAUGGGGGUGAAUUGCUCUCCACCAACUUACGUGAACCUUUAGCCAUAAAAUUGCCGACAGAGGCGUGCAAUUUACUCCUACGUAAUAAAAUAUUAUUGAAGAAAUACGGAGUAAACUUGGGAUCAUUAAAGGAAAAUACACUGUUAAUACGCACAGUACCGCAAUGCUUGAUUACAAAUAGCAAUCAUUGCAAUAAUAAGAAAAUAUUGUCCAAAAUUUAUGGCUUAUUAAACGAUAUACUAACAAAACGUAACACAACAAAUCAUGCAAAUAUGAUACCAUUAACUGUCCAUAAUGCUAUAGCAUCGGAGGCUUGUCAUGGUAUUUAUUAA